AUGUUCUAUUUACAGAGUUCCCAGGCACUAAAGGUUCUGGAGAAUUCCCUAAGGAAGUACCUCCCUGAGUCCUUAAAGGUUUAUGGGACUGUCUUCCACAUCAAUCAGGGAAACCCAUUCAAGCUCAAGACUUUGGUGGACAAGUGGCCUGAUUUUAAUACUGUUGUUAUUCGACCCCAGGAACAGGACAUGACAGAUGACCUUGACCACUACAACAACACUUAUCUAAUAUAUUCCAAGGAUCCCAAGAAUUGUCAGGAAUUUCUUGGCUCAUCAGAAGUCAUUAACUGGAAACAACAUUUGCAGAUUCAAAGUUCACAGUCAGACCUGGGAAAAGUGAUAGAAAAUCUUGGAGCCAUUAACUUGGGAAAGGUCAUGCAUAAGCAGUGCUUUCUCUAUAUGAUAUUUGAAACAGCAGAGCAACUGACUCCUUCCUUGGUGGAUACAAAGAACUUAGUUGUCAGCAGUGACAAGCCCAAGCCUUUUGACCAUCAGUUAUUCAAAUUUGCCUCCCUGGAUGUUACACAUGCUGCACUAGUGAAUAGCAUCUGGUAUUUUGGUGGCAAUGAGAAGAGCCAGAAGUUCAUUGAACGCUGUAUCUCUACCUUCCCCAGCUUCUGUAUUAUGGGGCCUGAGGGGACCCCUGUGUCUUGGACCCUAAUGGACCACACUGGAGAACUGAGAAUGGGAGGCACCUUGCCUAAGUACCGGAGCCAGAGUCUCAUUUACCAUGUUGCUUGCCACCAGAUUCAGACACUAGGAAAGCUUGGCUUUCCCAUGUAUGCACAUGUGGAUAAGGCUAACUUCACCAUACAGAGAAUGGCUGUCAUGCUGCGUCAUGUUCCCAUGCCCUGUACGUGGAACCAGUGGAACUGUGUACCUCUAUAA
Apodemus sylvaticus (European woodmouse) is the source of this 888-nucleotide messenger RNA. Its product is annotated as glycine N-acyltransferase-like protein Keg1. Gene Ontology annotation, molecular function: glycine N-acyltransferase activity. The transcript is spliced from 5 exons. Bases 1 to 888 code for a protein of 295 amino acids. The record is from RefSeq and is a predicted model, not a curated record. Gene Ontology annotation, cellular component: mitochondrion. NCBI's taxonomy places the organism in Eukaryota, Metazoa, Chordata, Mammalia, Rodentia, Muridae.